This is a messenger RNA of Cercospora beticola, 1681 nucleotides long. Its product is annotated as acyl--CoA ligase. The record is from RefSeq and is a predicted model, not a curated record. Gene Ontology annotation, molecular function: CoA-ligase activity. Gene Ontology annotation, biological process: secondary metabolic process. NCBI's taxonomy places the organism in Eukaryota, Fungi, Ascomycota, Dothideomycetes, Mycosphaerellales, Mycosphaerellaceae.
AUGCCGUUCCUGGCGAAAGAACAUUUCCCGCUGUCUCACGAGGACAUUUUGUCCUGGACUUUCGACCAUGUCAAGUAUGAUUGGGACAAGCCGAUUUACAUUGAUGGGCUGGAUGAUAAGAGGUCGAUUUCUGCGCGGCAGGCGAAGAAGAUGGUGAGACAGCUUGCUGCGGGGUUCAAGGCCAUUGGCGUCCAGAAAGGCGAUUGUGUCUCGAUACACUCGCUGAACGACAUCACAUACCCGAUCUUCUUUCUUGGAGUCAUUGCUGCGGGAGGAGUCUAUGCUGGUACCAACCCGGCAUAUACGGAGCAUGAGUUGACACAUACAACGAAGAUCGCCAAAGCGAAGUACAUUCUCACACAACCUGCAUUCCUACCCAACAUCCUCAAAGCCGCAGCAGCCAACGGGAUCGAUAAGAAGAAUAUCAUCAUAUACAACCCUACAGGCGAGAAGGCGCCAGAGGGCUUUCUGCAAUGGGCCGACUUGUUCAAGCAUGGCGAAACAGACUGGGUACGAUUCAACGACUACGAGACAGCAUACCGAACAGGAGCAGCGAGACUAUACUCUUCCGGCACAACUGGUCUUCCCAAAGCCGCUGAACUAUCACACCUCAACCUCACCGCACAGCACAUGCUGGUGUACGAGACGAAUCCGAAGCCGUAUGAAGUUCGACGCUUUCUGCCCUUGCCCAUGUUCCACGCAGCGACAGCUCCUAGCGCAUUCUGUACGCCUCUCAGAAAUGGCGAUGCGGCCUAUGUUGUUCCACGAUUCGAUCUCAAGACGUGGUUCUGGGCACACGAGCACUAUAAGAUCACCGACAUGGGAGUCGUUCCUCCUAUCGCAGUCCAAGUAAUCAACAGUCCGAUGGCGAAGCAAUACAGUCUCAAGUCAUGCAAAGUAGCACAAUGCGGAGCAGCACCUCUAGACAAGGGCCCUCAAGCCCGACUUCAAGCCCUUAUGGCUCCGGGUGCACCUUGUUCGCAAGUCUGGGGCAUGACAGAAACCUCCUGCAUCGCAACCCGAACCCCCUACCCAGCCAACGACUCAACAGGAAGCGUCGGCAAACCCCUCCCAAACCUCGACACCAAACUCGUCGACGACUCCGGCAACGACAUCACAGCCUACGACAUCCGCGGCGAACUCUGCGUCCGCGGUCCCACAGUAAUAAAAGGCUACUUCGAAAACCCCGAAGCCAACGCCCGUGACUGGGACUCCGACAAUUUCUUCCACACAGGCGACAUAGCUUACAUCGACAGCAAAUCCGGAAACUACUACAUCGUCGACCGCAAAAAAGAACUCAUCAAAGUUCGAGGUUUCCAAGUCGCUCCUCCAGAAUUGGAAGGUGUGUUAUUGUCGCAUCCGGAAAUUGUUGAUGCGGCUGUGAUUGGGGUUCCGGAUCCUGUGAGAGAGGGGGAUGAGUUGCCGAGGGCGUAUAUUACGAGGAGGACGAAAGAUGGGGCGCCGACGGAGGAAGAGGUUAAGGCGUUUGUGAAGGAGAAGUUGGUGUAUUAUAAGCAGUUGGAGGGUGGGGUGAAAUUUGUGGAUACGAUUCCGAAGAAUGCGAGUGGGAAGAUUUUGAAGAGGUUGUUGAGGGAGCAGGCGAAGGAGGAGUUUAAGGAGGGGAAGAGGAGGGAGGGGGCGAGGUUGUAGGACUGUUCUGUUGUUCUGUGUUGUAGAGGCU